Suillus discolor is the source of this 618-nucleotide messenger RNA. RefSeq lists its product as uncharacterized. The coding region runs from base 1 to 618 and encodes 205 amino acids. The record is from RefSeq and is a predicted model, not a curated record. The transcript is spliced from 5 exons. Lineage: Eukaryota; Fungi; Basidiomycota; Agaricomycetes; Boletales; Suillaceae.
AUGAAAGAUUGGUCGUCACCAAUCUAUGCCUUUUUCGAACCAACACCAGCAAUCGAGUACCAUGACAAGCGCAGGUGCCAUGUCUUCAAAUGUGCUGCGCAUGGCUGUAAGCAUCACAUCCGACGGUACCUGGACAAAAAAGAUGCUAAAUCAACUGGUAACAUGAGAAAACACGUCAAAAGUUGUUGGGGAGAGGCAGCCUUACAAGCUGCAAUGGAUUUAGAUGGGCCUAUUAAGACUCUACUUGAAACCGGAUCAAUUAAAACAUCAUUUGAGCGGAAAGGAAAGGGAAAAGUUACCUAUUCACACCGUCAACACACCCGCGCUGAGACAAGGGCAGAGGUUGUCCGUUGGGUGUCCGAGAGUCUACGACCGUUUGAGAUGGUCAAUGAUCAAGGGUUUCAAAAUCUAAUGAAGACCAGGCGGCCAGAAUAUUACUUACCAUCCCCGUCCACUGUUGCAUGCAAUGUUAAACAAGAUUUUGUAAAGACGUGGAAGCGCAUCGCAAAUAUGUUACAGAAUUACGAGGGCGAGCUGAAUUUUGCAACAGAUGCCUGGACAUCCCCAAAUCAUAGGGCAUAUGUAAACAAAACUUACCGUCAAUGGAAAUCACGCUAA